Molecule: messenger RNA, 1605 nt
Organism: Talaromyces stipitatus ATCC 10500
Lineage: Eukaryota; Fungi; Ascomycota; Eurotiomycetes; Eurotiales; Trichocomaceae
Product: Coatomer subunit delta, putative
Exons: 4
Coding region: 1-1605 (534 amino acids)
Biological process (GO): endoplasmic reticulum to Golgi vesicle-mediated transport; retrograde vesicle-mediated transport, Golgi to endoplasmic reticulum; Golgi localization
Cellular component (GO): cytosol; COPI vesicle coat
Source: RefSeq, a predicted model, not a curated record
AUGAAUCUUCGUCGACGCGUCGUGCUGAAUGGGAUCCUCCUAACCCUCCGCCGCACACAGGUCGUUCUAGCAGCCUCGAUCUGCACCCGUGGGGGAAAAGCAGUACUUUCACGUCAAUUCAGAGAGAUCGCACGAUCGCGUAUUGAAGCCCUCCUGGCAUCUUUUCCGAAACUCGCAGACUCGGGCACACAGCAUACUACAGUCGAGCAGGACAAUGUGCGCUUCGUCUAUCAGCCCCUGGACGAGCUAUACAUCGUGCUUAUCACCAACCGGCAAUCAAACAUCUUACAAGAUAUUGACAGUCUACACCUGUUUGCUCAAGUUACUACUAGCAUCUGCAAAAGUCUAGACGAACGUGAAAUUACACGAAAUGCCUUUGAAUUGCUCAGUGCCUUUGAUGAGUUGGUCACUCUCGGCUACCGGGAGAAUCUCUCUCUCAGUCAGAUCAAAACCUUCUUAGAGAUGGAGAGUCACGAAGAGAGGAUUCAAGAGAUUAUUGAGAGGAAUAAAGAACUCGAGGCCAGUGAGGAGAGGAAGCGGAAAGCGAAACAAUUGGAACUUCAGCGAAAAGAAGCUGCUCGCACAAGUCGUGGCAUGGCAGCUCGACCUCCUUCAUACCCCGUUUAUACUCCGCCUACCAGACCGGCCGUUACAGAUACCAUCGAUACCUACGAAGCCGAGAAGAAGAAAUCGUUUGCCAAGCCAAUACCAGUCCGCGGUAAGGGUAUGCAGCUCGGGAAGAAAUCCAAGACAACCGAUAUCUUUGAGAAAGUUCGCGAGGAUCUCGGUCCGGAAGCAGAGGAGUCGGCUCCUCUCGUUUCUCCACAAGCAGCUACACCAGUCGCGUCUGAACCUCGAGCAUCUUUGUCGGCUGACCGAGCAGCUGUGCACGUUACAGUCGCGGAGACAAUCUCUGCGAAACUGACUCGAGAAGGCGCAUUGAAAUCGUUUGAGGUCAAGGGCGAUCUACAGCUCCGAAUCUCUGACCCAGCACUCACUAAAAUCAAACUCGACUUACUCACCAACACUAGCCACGGCGCACAGUUCCGCACUCACCCUAAUGUGGACAAGGCUUUAUUCACUAACUCAAGUAUCAUUCAAUUGAAGGACACUUCUAAACGAUUCCCCACCAAUAAUUCUAUUGGUGUUCUCCGAUGGCGCGUUGCCAGCUCCGGCUCGGAGCAUGCGGAUGUUCUUCCAAUCACAUUCACCGUCUGGGUCAAUAAAGGAUCAGACUCGACCACAGUCACGGUGGAAUAUGAGCUUACUGGUACGGAUAGCUUGCGGGAUGUCUCUGUGACAAUGCCAUAUGGUGCCACAGAACCAUCAGUUACUAGCUUUGAUGCUGUUUACGAAGUUGCCGGUGACAGUCUCGAAUGGAACAUUGGCUCCAUCGACACGAGCAAUGCUUCAGGCAGCUUCGAAUAUGAAGUUGUCGACCCCGAUGCCGAUGAGAAUGAGUUCUUCCCAAUGAGCGUUCACUUCUCCAAGACAGGUCCUUUCGUUGAGGUAGACGUCUCUAGCGUCUCCCUUCUUGAUAUGGAUCAGGAAGUCAAUUUUGCGAAAGAUGUGAAGAGCGUUUCCGAAGGAUUUAUAAUUGAGUAA